Molecule: messenger RNA, 1730 nt
Organism: Humulus lupulus (European hop)
Lineage: Eukaryota; Viridiplantae; Streptophyta; Magnoliopsida; Rosales; Cannabaceae
Product: isovaleryl-CoA dehydrogenase, mitochondrial
Exons: 15
Coding region: 238-1464 (408 amino acids)
Biological process (GO): L-leucine catabolic process
Cellular component (GO): mitochondrion
Molecular function (GO): 3-methylbutanoyl-CoA dehydrogenase activity; flavin adenine dinucleotide binding
Source: RefSeq, a predicted model, not a curated record
AGUAGCUAAUAAGAUUCUCACACGUCUUCCAUUUAACACGUGUGUUCUGUAUAUGUCUCAUGAAAUAGUGUAUAUUAUAUAUUAUAUACCUUCUUUUUCGCUAAUCCAAUUACAAAUUGUAUUUUCUUAAUAGAACGUCAAAUCAUGUGUGUGUAUAUAUUUGUCUUGAGUGAUUCAAUUGCAGUGUACUUGAGCAUAUCUUCUUCUCAUUGUGGCGUUUUGUUCUAGAGAGUUAAAAUGCAGAGGAUCUUCGCAACAAGCUCACGGUGGGCUUCAGCAAUCAGUAAACAAAGGCAGUUAGCUUCUUUCUCUACAUCUCUGCUCUUCGAUGACACCCAAAUACAGUUCAAAGAAAGUGUUUCUCAAUUUGCACAAGAAAAGAUUGCUCCUCAUGCGUCAAAAAUAGACCAAACAAAUUCUUUCCCAAAGGAUGUCAACUUAUGGAAACUCAUGGGGGAAUUUAAUCUUCAUGGAAUUACUGCACCAGAGGAAUAUGGAGGACUUGGUCUUGGUUACUUGUAUCACUGUAUUGCUUUGGAAGAACUCAGUCGUGCUUCAGGGUCUGUUGCUCUUUCUUAUGGAGCUCAUUCUAAUCUUUGUAUUAAUCAGCUGGUGAGGAAUGGAAAUCCUGCUCAGAAACAGAAGUAUUUACCAAAGCUUAUCAGUGGGGAGCAUGUAGGAGCUCUUGCAAUGAGUGAACCCAAUGCUGGUUCUGAUGUUGUUAGCAUGAAGUGCAAGGCUGAUCGUGUAGAUGGCGGAUAUAUUAUAAAUGGGAACAAGAUGUGGUGUACCAAUGGGCCAGUUGCUCAAACACUGGUUGUUUAUGCAAAAACAAACGUAACGGAAGGAUCAAAAGGAAUAACUGCAUUCAUUAUUGAGAAGGGAAUGCCCGGAUUCAGUACUGCCCAGAAAUUAGACAAACUUGGCAUGCGAGGAAGUGAUACAUGCGAGCUUGUCUUUGAGAAUUGCUUUGUGCCAGAAGAAAAUGUUCUUGGGCAAGAAGGAAAAGGAGUCUACGUCAUGAUGUCAGGUUUGGAUUUGGAGAGGCUUGUUUUAGCAGCCGGACCCCUUGGCAUCAUGCAGGCAUGUCUUGAUGUUGUCCUACCUUAUGUCCGACAAAGAGAGCAAUUUGGCCGCCCCAUUGGGGAAUUUCAGUUUAUACAGGGAAAAAUGGCUGACAUGUAUACUUCUUUACAAUCUUCAAGGUCCUAUGUGUAUUCUGUUGCAAGAGACUGUGACAAUGGAAACGUUAACCCUAAGGAUUGUGCUGGAGUAAUAUUAUGUGCAGCUGAAAGAGCCACACAAGUUGCUUUGCAGGCUAUACAGUGUCUUGGUGGCAACGGUUAUGUAAAUGAGUACGUAACUGGUCGGCUACUUCGUGACGCCAAACUGUAUGAAAUUGGGGCAGGGACUAGUGAAAUUAGAAGGAUGAUAAUUGGUCGUGAGCUCUUCAAGGAGCAGUGAGAGCCAACCUGAAUCUAUUGAAUGAAUGGUUGGAUAUGGAGGUAUUGCAGGGUUCACUGUAGUUAACUUCUUGGCUAACUAUCUGGAGCAGUCAACUAUUCACCUUUGCUUUUCUGAUAUACAACAGCAAGAAAUGAUUAAUAUGUAUUUCCUUAUAAUGGAUUAGCAAUGGGUCCAUUAAAGGAGAACCUUCUCGUCAAAGAAAAGAAAUUGUUGGAUUUCGGCUAACCUCAAUAAAGAAACUGAAGUUGUUAUUGUUGUGAGAA